Molecule: messenger RNA, 1236 nt
Organism: Amorphotheca resinae ATCC 22711
Lineage: Eukaryota; Fungi; Ascomycota; Leotiomycetes; Helotiales; Amorphothecaceae
Exons: 2
Coding region: 158-1111 (317 amino acids)
Biological process (GO): transcription initiation at RNA polymerase II promoter
Cellular component (GO): transcription factor TFIID complex
Molecular function (GO): protein heterodimerization activity
Source: RefSeq, a predicted model, not a curated record
GGUCGGGGUGCACUUCUUGUGAUUGACAAGAAGUCAAUGUUUGUCUUGAUACCUUACUUUUACGCGUCAACUAGAUGAGUGGUAGCCAUACUUACACGCGAGCCGGUUCCAUCUAUCAUUUCCCUCAAUCAUAACACGCCUUCCGCGGGUUACAAUCAUGGCUCCGAUUUCUCCAAGCUCUCUAAAGCGAUCAACCCCGUCGCAAAGCGACGACGAUAUGAUGGAUGGCCCCGCAAGCAAGAGGAAAUGUGUCGAAUCGAGUCUCCCUCAAUCAUCACAGCGCGAUGAGCAGCCAUUGCCAAACCUUCCAACCAGAGCACUUUUUGACGAUGAACCGCGGCAGCUUCUGUUACGAGCAGUCGCACUCGCUCUGGAUCAUGUGGGGUUCGAUGGAGCUUCUCCAGAAGCCAUGGAGGCCAUGUGCUCCGAAAUUGACACAUACGCCACGCGGUUCCUUUCCCAGGUGACCUCGUCUAUGCUCAACGCUAGACGGUCACAAUCUACUCCCCUCGACUUCAAAUACGCCCUCUCUCGGUUUGAUUUACCAAUCUCAUCUUUAGAGCCGCAUCUCAAACCUCCAAUACCUGCGUCGAAAUCGCAAGUCCAGCUUGAGCUAGAGCCAGUGGAGGAACAGAAAUUGGGGUCUCAACUUCUAUUAUUAGGAGAAGAGCUCAAUGGCGAAUCAGAUAAAAGGGCUAAGCCAUACAUCCCGAAACGAUUCCCAGCUUUUCCAAGUAAACAUACAUACAAGUGGACGGAGAAGGAAUCUGAGCGCGAGACGAACCCGAGGAAGAUUAGGGAGGAGGCUGCCAAGGUUGCCAGACAGGGUGAAGAGGCAUUACGCCGUCUGAACAAAUUCAGCAAAGUUGGGAAGGAUAAGGACAUCAAAAGAACAGCGGAAAAAGAUCCGAAGAGCAAGGAGAGGCACGAGUUGUGGGAGAUGACAAUGGGUACUCUCCUGACUGGCAGAUCAGCGGCUCCAAAUGGUGCAUCCGGUAAGGACAAGGACCAUAGUCUGAUUGUGAAUUCAGAGCGUCGGCAUUUCAGGAAAGGUGUUCCAAGGAAGAAAACGGGUACUUUACCGGCAGACACAGUUCGGAUUGAUAUUUGAAGGCGUAUCAGGGCUAGGUCGUUGGGAUUUGCUGCAGUUUAGCGCGGAGUCUUGGAGGGAUUGUCAGAGAUAGCAUGCGGUUCUUUGGGCAUAGUGGACAGUUCUGCUUAAUGUAGCUAUAUGGU